Molecule: messenger RNA, 1475 nt
Organism: Heteronotia binoei (common prickly gecko)
Lineage: Eukaryota; Metazoa; Chordata; Lepidosauria; Squamata; Gekkonidae
Product: transmembrane protein 205-like
Exons: 4
Coding region: 360-923 (187 amino acids)
Source: RefSeq, a predicted model, not a curated record
GGGGGUGGGCUUUUCCUCAGCCGUUCUCAGGCGUGGGGCGGACUCUCUCUUUCUUUGCAGCAAAAUGCUACUUUUGCAAGCUCUUCUGUUCUUCGGGUUGGACCACCGCUCGCUUCGACGUUUGGCCCUGGCUUCCUGCGGGUAGAAUGCCAGCUUCCUGGGCUUGGUACCGGGUCUAAUAGAAUUGCAAAUAUAUUAGGUGGCUUUUGAGAUUGUGGGAAUGGUAGGAUUUGUAGAGGAGUGGGAAUACGUUUGGUAUAAACUGGUGGAGUACGAGAGUGCAAUUUGAAUAGCCUCUCAUGGUGAGGCUGGGACAAAAUCUCUUGAGAGCUGCAAGUGGCCAUCUGCUGUGAAGUACCAUGCCCACAGACGCCCAUCCCUCAACUGUAGUGAAAGUGCUUCAUUUGGUUUUCCUGUCAACUUUCUGGGGAAUGCAGAUCUGGGUCACUUUUAUAUCUAGCUUUGUGAUGGGCAACAAUCUCCCACAACACACAUUUAGCUUCAUUCAGAGUUGCCUCUUCCCAUAUUACUUCUGCAUUGGAUCUGCUUGUGCUUUCAUCAAUCUGACCAUAUUUGCUAUGUGUCACCCCAGCAAGCUGCUCAGUCAUGAAGAAACCAUGCAGAUUACAGUCUUCUUCAUUUGUGUCUCAAUCGCUGCCCUAAAUGCACAAUGGUUUGGGCAAGUGACUUCAGAUAUUAUGGCUGAAAUGCACCUGAUAGAGCAAAGCUAUGGUCUAGGAGAAGAUGUUGGUUUGUUCUUAAACAAAUCGCUCGGACAAUUGCGUGAACUGGAUUCUGCCUACAAGAAGCUGACUCGCAAACUGAAAAUCUACCACAGCUUCUCUUCACUCUGUAAUCUGUGCUGCAUUGCAUGCAAUGGCUUGAGUCUCUACUAUAUUGCUGCUCACCUUUCAACACUAUAAUCACAUGGGCCACUAACCCAAACAAUAUCUCAGGCUCUGCAGGAGGAGUAUGGAGUAAGGACUGUGGAAAAUAUGGAUUAAAAUAAUUAAAUCCAAACUGUAUGCUAGAACUGAAGAACACUGAGGUCACCACAUUCUUGGCAUUCUAUGCCACAGAAACCUCUGAAUAAUCAUUUUGUGGAAAUCCCUCUGCAGGCUUUUUACUAUAGUUUCUAGUGGAUGUUACACAUUAUGGCCCAUUGCUAAUACUUAAACUACUUGUUCAGAAAAGUUCAAGAAAGUGACCUUGAAAAACCAGGGCUGAUAAACGAACAGUUUUAAUUGUACCUUCAUAAGUAAAUGUCUAGAACAGAUACAGGCUUUGCAGAGUGAUAAAUACUGUAUGAAAAUGCCAUGCUGAAGUAGAUCUUUUCAUUUGUCUCCCCCUGCCCCCCCAUUACUCAGCAUGAAAGGUAUGUUUUGAAAUAAUUAUAGUCCAACUGUUCAUCUAACUAAUGUUUAACGAACUAUGCUUAAUAUAUGGUAAGAAAAAAAAAUUAUGUACCUUCUGAA